Eucalyptus grandis is the source of this 1226-nucleotide messenger RNA. Its product is annotated as two-component response regulator ARR17. The record is from RefSeq and is a predicted model, not a curated record. Lineage: Eukaryota; Viridiplantae; Streptophyta; Magnoliopsida; Myrtales; Myrtaceae. The transcript is spliced from 4 exons. The coding region runs from base 537 to 881 and encodes 114 amino acids. Gene Ontology annotation, biological process: cytokinin-activated signaling pathway; phosphorelay signal transduction system.
CAUCAGCUCAAGUGAGGAUCUUUGCCCAGACAGCAAGCACAAAUGCCAUGCUGAUUCUGAUUCUCUCUUCUCUCUCUAGAGAUCUAGAGAGAGAGGGAGAGGACAUGAUAUGGUGAGGACGAAAGAGAGAGAGAGAGAGAGAGAGAAAGGACUGAAUCAAAUCAAGAUACAGCCCCCAAAAGGAUCACGAUGUAUCUGUGACUUCCUUCAUUCAUCUUCAUUCAUAUCAACCCUUUCUCUCUCUCUCUCUCUCUGCCUGCGCGUGUAUAAAUACCGAGGAGUAACUAAUGACAGUACCCUCAUACAAAUCCUGUGAGCAAUGUUCUUGUGUGUUGUUCACGUCCCCUCCUUCCCGCUCAUUUACUGCCAUUCCUGGUCAGAGGAAAACCUUCAUUGGAUCUCUUGCAUUUAUUGUUCUCCGCAAACCCCACUCCUUUAAUACCUCCCCUCAUUCCUUCUCAAUCUUUCAUCCCCUCCCCUGUUUUCGUUUCCCGUAAAAGAUACUUUCUUCUCUUUCUCCUUCGUCUUCUUCUUCAAUGGCGGACUACGGAGACGAACCCCACGUCCUGGCCGUGGAUGACAACCUCGUAGACCGCAAGAUGAUCGAGGCCUUGCUCAAGAACUCAUCCUGCAGAGUGACAACUGCAGAAAAUGGGAUGCGAGCCUUAGAAUAUCUGGGUAUAAGAGAUGAUCAGCCCGGCGAAUCUUCAGUCUCUGCAACUACAUCGAAGGUCAAUCUGAUAAUUACAGAUUAUUGCAUGCCAGGAAUGACAGGGUUUGAGUUGCUGAAAAAAGUUAAGUUUGACCUAGCAGGGAUCGUCAAUCUUGAAGGAAGUUCCUGUUGUAAUCGUGUCGUCCGAGAAUGUUCCAACUCGGAUUAACAAGUGUUUGGCCGAAGGAGCUCAGAUGUUCAUGCUCAAGCCUCUCAAAGCGUCAGAUGUAAAGAAACUCAGGUGUCAUCUAAUGAAUUGCAGAACAUAGACAGACAACGGGGAAAUUUCUUUGACCUUGUUUUUGUGAAUUAGAUUAGGGAAGAGAAAAAUCUAACCCAAACCAAGAUGUAAGCUCGUUGCGUACCAAUCAGGCCUUACGGAGUCAAAUUGGAUGCACCCGGUGUGCUUUGAUCUUGUACUUCUCUGGAAAGUCAUCCUCUAUGUUAGCUAGUUCAUUUCGAACGAUAUAGUUUUUGUCAGGAUUCCAAGGAAAGGCGGUGUCUUCUGUGAAGU